AUGACUCAAGGUCUCAGGGAGACGGUCUCCAUCACAACCCGAAACCAAAAUCACUGCGAAUUGGCGACGUGCGCCGCUGGAGAAGCCAUCGGCUUCUCACCAGCGCUAGGCGUUUCUGUGAGCGUCACGGCUGUGCAGGGUGUCUCCGUGGACGUCUCCCUAGGCGUGUGGGCUGUGCUGGGUAUCUCGGCCGCGCUGGUCCUCUCGGUGGCCAUCUCGCCCGUGCUGGGCGUCGACCUGAGCGUCUUCGCUGCGCUGGGCAUCUCCCUCGGCGUCUCUCUGGGGUCGCCCUGA
Messenger RNA from Phytophthora nicotianae INRA-310, 294 nucleotides. RefSeq lists its product as hypothetical. Bases 1 to 294 code for a protein of 97 amino acids. NCBI's taxonomy places the organism in Eukaryota, Oomycota, Peronosporomycetes, Peronosporales, Peronosporaceae. The record is from RefSeq and is a predicted model, not a curated record. The transcript has 2 exons.